GCAGAGAGGCAGAAAGUAGCUGGGUCACCCCCAGCUUGAGGGACGCACCCGGGCUCAGCUGUCCUUGUUUCCGGCCUGGGCCGUACAAAGCGUUUUGUGAGUGCGCGCUGCUCUCCCUUACCUCCACCGCCGGCUUCCUGACGACCAGCGUUAGCAGGGCUCUGCCCCUGGUCCUCCAAACGCUCGCCACGAUGACGCGGUCCUGCUGAGAUGCAGCGAGGCUGAGCGGAGCUCCCCGCCGCCCCGGGGAACAGGGCGAGCCCGGCGCAGCGGGACCGAGCGUGUUCUUCCCUCUCGGCCCAGGCGGCACCAUGAGAAGACUUCUCGGAGCCGCGAAGGGGGCCGCGCGGCUCGGGCUCGGCCCCGGCGCCUGCCGGAGCUCUCUGCCCCCCGCGCUCUGCCAGGCGCGCUGCGCCGUGGCCUUCGUGCUGGCGGCCGCCCUCCUCUCCCUGCUGCCGCUGCUCCUGCCCGCGCAGUGGAAGCUGCGGCACAAACUCUCCAGGACUCCCGUCAGCUCUCAGGGACCUGGAGCCCUUGUGACAGCAGCCCAGGAGUGGGUGGCACAGCCCCCGCACAGGCCCCCUGUUCCCACCCUGUGGCCAAGCCUUGGGGACACGUAUGGGCAGGACAAGACCUACUGCAGCUCGAAGUGCCCCAGCAGCAUUAGGAAGAAGAUUGUGACUACAGAGUUCAAGGACAUCUUCCUGGAGACCAUUCCAGUGCUGCAGUGGGCACAGCAUGCCCGGGAGGACGAGUACCAGCGUCUCCGGAAAUACACGGGAGCUCAUGGCUGGAAGGAAGUCAGCUGGGAUGUCCUGAAGGCAUCUCUCUCCCUUCUGAACACGUCAGCCAACGGGUUCCUCUUUGACACCCACAGCUGGGCGCCAGGUGCCCGUGUGCCCUGCAUCCGCUGUGCAGUGGUGGGCAACGGUGGCAUCCUCAAUGGCUCCCGCAUGGGCCGCACCAUUGAUGCCCAUGACUACGUGUUCAGGGUCAACGGGGCCAUCACCGCAGGCUUCGAGAGGGAUGUCGGCAACAGGACAUCCUUCUACGUCUUCUCCACCAACACCAUGAUGAACUCGCUGAGCAGCUAUGCUGCGGAGGGCUUCCAGCACCCUCCCCAAACGCCGGAGACCCGAUAUAUCUUCCUCCCGGACCAUGACCGAGACUACCUGCUGCUCUGGGCGGCUCUGACCCACCAGCGCGUCGACAGGGGCAGGGACAGCGGAGCCUGGCCACAGAAGUAUUUUGGACAGGACCUGCUGGCAGAGAAGUUUAAGAUGUUCCACCCAGACUUCGUCCGCUAUCUCAGGAACCGGUUCCUCUGGGCCGACAUCCUGGCCACUCCGCAGCGGGCGCUGUACCGGCCCUCCACCGGGGCCGUGAUGCUCCUGGCCGCCAUCCACACCUGCGACGAGGUGAGCGCCUUCGGCUUCCUGACGCCGGACUACGGGGCGUACUCGGACCACUACUUCGACCGCACGCGCCGGCGGGUGCAGUUCUUCGCCAACCACGACCUGAGGAAGGAGAUGAAGCUGUGGCAGCGGCUGCAGCGCAGCGGGCUCCUGAGCCUCUACACCGGGCGCAAGGCGACGUGACGCCCCGGAGCCGCGUCGGCCGUCGCCUGCGGAGCGCCGGGCCGCGGUGCCGCCCGGGACGCGGCAGCUCGAGGCUGGGACGCCGGAGGAGAACUGUCCUCUGCAGUGCCAGCGUGUCCCCGCAGAGCCCAGGGACAGUCCCGGGGGGAGGGCUGGGGCCCGAGCAGUGCACGCAGCGGGGGCCGGGGCCACGUCGCAGGGCCGUCCUGUCCCGCAGCGCCCGGUCUCCUGCGCCCUCCGCGCGGGUGCCGGUGGCGAGCACGGGGCGAAGCCCCCCGCGGAGGGAGCGGCGUGUGCGUCGGGGGCUGCCGGGUGGCCCCAGGCGUGCUGCCGUGACCGCGGCGGUCCCCUCCCUGCCUGGCCCCGCAGGUCCUCCCCGGGGUGCGAUCGCCCCCCGGACCCUGUGCCGCCUCCGGAGGGGCUGCGCCCUGGGAAAUGGGCUCGUGGGGGAGCGCCCAGCACGCCUGCGCGUUGCUUCGCGGUUGAACUGCGGCGUGGGGCUGGGGGCAGCGUCGCUGCCUGUGGCUGAGCCGCUUUGGGGCUCUGCCCCGGGGUCUCUGUCCUCCUCCGGCUCACCCGGGCCCCGGCUCACUGUGUCCGGGUGCCGUGCCAAGGGAAAUCCGGGAGUGAUCCUGGGCGUUGAGCCCCCUGCCUGCCCCCCACGUCUGCUGCCAGGGCCUCCCUCUCGCCCUGCCCGGCUCAGGGGUCUCUGCAAACCCCUUCCCGUGGGGUCUCUGCUGCGUCCCAGGUGCCGGAGCCGCUUCCCCCCUUUGCUGCGGCUGCCCCGGCACCCGCGUGGCCUCGAGUCCCCGUGUGCGCGGUGCCGCCGGCCGCCCCGUGCCGCUGCGGCCGAUCCUUCGGCUCCUUCGCGGGUCUUCUCCUCCCCAGCAUCGCCAGAGCUAAUUUCUAGGCCAGUGCCCGGUUCAGACAUGAAUAAACCAGCGCUGUUACAUAACCGGUGAUG
This is a messenger RNA of Rhea pennata, 2562 nucleotides long. RefSeq names its product alpha-N-acetylgalactosaminide alpha-2,6-sialyltransferase 2-like. The record is from RefSeq and is a predicted model, not a curated record. NCBI's taxonomy places the organism in Eukaryota, Metazoa, Chordata, Aves, Rheiformes, Rheidae. The transcript has 11 exons. The coding region runs from base 312 to 1598 and encodes 428 amino acids. Gene Ontology annotation, molecular function: sialyltransferase activity.